This is a messenger RNA of Prunus armeniaca (apricot), 762 nucleotides long. Lineage: Eukaryota; Viridiplantae; Streptophyta; Magnoliopsida; Rosales; Rosaceae. The record is from the annotation of a GenBank genome assembly.
AUGGCGAGCAGAGACAGAGAACCGCGAGAUCGUGAGCUUCUCAUUCCUGUGGCUGACUCCACCGAUGAAGAUGCUUCUUUCAAACCCUCUUCGUCUUCCUCUAUUUCGCACCACACCGGCCGCGAGACAUUUUCCAAAGUAGUUAGAAGUUGGGCAUCAAAAAAGUUCAUGACCGGAUGUGUGAUCCUGUUUCCAAUAGCAAUCACUUUCUAUAUAACGUGGUGGUUUAUUCACUUUGUGGAUGGCUUCUUCUCCCCAAUCUAUGCUCAACUUGGAAUCAACAUUUUUGGUCUUGGAUUUGUCACUUCCAUUACGUUCAUAUUUAUUGUUGGCGUGUUCAUGUCAUCAUGGUUGGGUGCAUCUGUCCUGGGCCUUGGUGAGUGGUUCAUCAAAAGAAUGCCGUUUGUUCGUCAUAUCUACAAUGCCUCCAAGCAGAUUAGUUCCGCCAUAUCCCCAGAUCAAAACACGCAAGCCUUCAAGGAAGUGGCCAUCAUAAGGCAUCCACGCAUUGGUGAAUAUGCAUUUGGGUUCAUAACUUCAUCAGUCGUCCUUCAGAGCUAUUCUGGAGAUGAAGAGUUGUGCUGUGUUUAUGUUCCCACGAACCAUCUUUACAUUGGCGAUGUAUUCUUGGUCAACACCAAGGAUGUCAUUAGACCAAAUUUAUCUGUACGGGAAGGAAUUGAAAUUGUUGUUUCUGGAGGCAUGUCAAUGCCCCAGAUCCUGUCAACACUCGAUAACCGGAUUAUGCCAAUGGAUAGCUGA